Messenger RNA from Chaetomium fimeti, 777 nucleotides. RefSeq lists its product as uncharacterized. The transcript is spliced from 7 exons. The coding region runs from base 1 to 777 and encodes 258 amino acids. The record is from RefSeq and is a predicted model, not a curated record. Lineage: Eukaryota; Fungi; Ascomycota; Sordariomycetes; Sordariales; Chaetomiaceae.
AUGGUCUUCAGGACUCUUCUAGGACUCGGAGUUGUUCUCGUCGAAGAGGUUCUUGAGUCGUUGGCAACAUCUAUCGACUUGGCUGAGGAAGCGACUGAAACCCACUACGAAAUGGAUCCGCCUAUGAAGCAGUUGGCACCUGGGAGCAGCGAGUACCGACUCUACGAGAAGAGGUUCAAUGACGGAUGGAUCGAUGGGGAUAAGAGUGCCAGUGUGACGCAGAUUUAUAUCACAGGCAAGGAUGACUUGCUCAACUCGGCCCGGGGGCAGCAGUUCGGUAGAGCUAUGAGACAAGAAGGCGGUGGGGGCUUUGGGACGCGCUUCCACGGGACGCAGCGCGCAUGCUACAUCGGCGAGAAUGGCGGCAGGUUAUUUACCUGUGACAAACCUGAGUGUUAUCUUUGCAGAGUCCUCGGAGAGUCCUUCAGGACUGAAUAUGCCCGCUCGCCGAAUUCUCCCAUCGGACCACUCUUCGGGCCCGGUAUCUACAGCUCCGUGGCGUCCUCAAAAGCCGACUGCUACGCCCGCAACCACAAAAUUCACUCCAAGAAACACGUUGUUCUCAUAUGCCGCGUCAUCACCAACCGGCCUCAGAUGUUGGCCUAUCCAGACACGACCCGGACCGGCCCCGAUCACGGAUUCAACUGUGUUGAGGCAGUGCUCAAGCCGCAGGGCGGUUCCGUCAACUACCCUGAGACGGUCGUUUAUCGCAAUGAUUACAUUGUGCCCGUCGGGUUGAUCAUCUACACGCGGGAAGGGUGGUCGUCGAGGACCUAG